Messenger RNA from Suillus fuscotomentosus, 1854 nucleotides. RefSeq lists its product as uncharacterized. The transcript has 5 exons. NCBI's taxonomy places the organism in Eukaryota, Fungi, Basidiomycota, Agaricomycetes, Boletales, Suillaceae. The record is from RefSeq and is a predicted model, not a curated record. The coding region runs from base 1 to 1854 and encodes 617 amino acids.
AUGUCUGGACCGUUCCACCUGAAACUCAACUGUAUUGUCUUGGGCGAUAAUCCUCGCCGUAUUUUCCCGGUCGACAUUGAGCGGACGGAGAUUGUUGGUGACCUCAAAGAGGUCAUCAAAGACAAGAAAAGGCCGGAAUUUGACCAUGUUGCCACUGACCGUCUUGAGCUAUGGAAGGUCGACCUGCCCAUCAAUGAGAUGAUUGAGCAAAAUCUCAACAAUCUUACACUUGACCCAAUGAAAUCCCUAUCACCUGUGGAUGAAAUGGUAGAGAUUUUUCCCGAUGCUCCUCCGCGCAAGUAUCUGCAUAUUAUUAUCCAAUGCCCGCCUGCCGUGUCUUCCGGACCGCUCCGCCUGAAACUCAACUGUAUUGUCUUCGGCGAUGAUCCUCGCCAUAUUUUCCCAGUCGACAUUGAGCGGACGAAGACUGUCAGUGACCUCAAAAAUGUUAUCAAGGUCGCUAAGAAGCCAGAGUUUGACCAUGUUGCCGCCGACCGUCUUGAGCUAUGGAAGGUCAAGAUCGAUUGGAACAAUAUAGAUUUACGGAACGCGAUCAUAGACGGAGGCGUCGAGCUGCACCCAUUAACCGAACUGUCCGAUGUGUUUGCGGAUGGAAUAGAGCGCGGAUGCAUUCAUAUCGUCGUACAACAUCCUGCCGUUGCACGACAAAUUCCAGCUGUUGAUCGGCGAAUCGCUUAUCUCAAGAAGGGCGCGGGUAGUCCGUCGGCCGGAGCAAAACCAUCCGCAUUCUCUAUGAAGCAGGACCAGCAAGAGUACCUUUGCAAUCGUCCUCGCAGAGCCGCGGACCCUGUUCCCAUUACUCUUCUUGAGCCUAUCUUUGCCGAGUUCGUGGAUGAUUGUCAAAAUCAUCAACCAACCGUCCGUGAUAACGACAUUGUUUUGCAACUGUCGGAAAAGAUGGCCUCCUUCUAUCCCAAUGAACUCGCGCGGAUGAAUACAUUCCGGCAAGUACUCCGGGACUACGGUAUUAUACUGAAUGCUUCUAUGGUUGGCUCGACCGGAUGUACGACGGACGGACAUCUUUUGUCUACCAACGGACAGUUUGUGCUGAUGAUUAUUGAGGGGAAGAACGAGAUUGGAAGCGGCGCUGCUGAACCAUUUAUGGAGGCGAUGCUGUACUACCGCAAGUUUAUGGAAGACUCGAAGAUUGAGAUGGCGAGGCUCCGGUCUUUCAUUCCAUGCAUCCAUAUCAUCGUCUUCGGGGCAUGCAUCGGCUUUUCAGGCUCUGUUUUCACUGAAAAAGUCCAGUCCGAUGUCCUGGUCCCUAUCAUUCCUUUGUUUUGGCAUUCAACAGACCUCCACAUGCAAGUGAUGGCAGCUCAUACUUUCGGGGCUCUCAAAAUUGCCGUCGAGAAACUUACCAAACUAUACUCCCGUCCAAUCCCGUCCCUCGCACCCGAAGAUCCAUAUCUUAAAUGUCCUUACCCUCAGAGUUAUACCACUUCCACCGGUUUCAUUCAGCAAUUCUCAUAUGAUGAGAUUCAAAUCCUCAAGGAUCGACUUAUCUUCUUCGGGGAAACUGUCGGCGGUGUGGCUGGGAGCAAGAUAUGCAUGAAGUUUGUCAGGCACUAUUCCCCUCAGGCCCAUGAAUUCUGUGCCAGCAAGGGGAACGCCCCGAAAAUUAUCGCCUACAAUUCUUUACCCGGCGGCUGGAAUCUGGUGGUUAUGGAUGCCCUUGAUAUUGAUAAUGAUUGCUUUCCGCAACGACCUGGCUCAUAUCGACUACUCAGUGAGAUAAGUGUGUCGGACCGUCAGCCGCUGAAGGAGACCAUCACCACUCUCAUCCGGGAGUUACACAAUCACAAUGACGGCUACGUUCAUGGCGACCUCUGA